AGCAGGACAAGGGGUUUGUGCCUUACAUCACCUGCGAUGCGAAUCUCAGCAGCCCCUGUAUGUUCAUGCAAAACAGUGUCGGGACAGGGGGGAAGUUUGUCAAAGCCUGCAGCACCAGUGGUGCCUGGGGAAGGCUGAGGGGGCUGUUCUCAGUUUCCUGAGGCUCGGUACUCUGAUUCCUGGGGCUCUCCUGGAGCCCCCCUUCCUUUUGUAGCUGUUGCUUGGAGUGAUACAUGUGGUGCCAGGGACUGGGGACUGUUGGCCAGCUGCUACAUGGGGACUUAGUCCAUCACCUGACCUGUGGGUUUUCCUCUCCCUCCUUCCUGCCCCUCUCCCCCUCCUCUGCAGCCCCCCAGAGACUGGUGCUUGGGUGUGUGUGGAGAGGUGGGCUCGGUGAGGCACCCCAAAACCUCCCACCCGACCCCUGACACAAGUGGCAUGAACUUGGAGCCAGGUGACUGCGGGAUGAACUCGGUGAGCUGUGGCAACGGGAAACUCCGCCAGUGGCUGAUUGACCAGAUAGACAGCGGCAAGUACCCGGGGCUGAUGUGGGAGAAUGAUGAGAAGAGCAUCUUCCGCAUCCCCUGGAAACAUGCUGGCAAGCAGGACUACAACCGUGAGGAGGAUGCUGCCCUCUUCAAGGCUUGGGCUCUUUUUAAAGGAAAGUUCAGAGAGGGCAUUGAUAAACCAGAUCCCCCUACCUGGAAGACAAGAUUAAGGUGUGCUUUGAACAAGAGCAAUGACUUUGAAGAACUGGUAGAGAGAAGCCAGCUGGACAUCUCAGAUCCCUAUAAAGUGUACAGAAUAGUGCCAGAAGGAGCUAAAAAAGGUGCAAAACAGAUCAGCAUGGAGGAGCAACCGUUAAUGAUGAACCACCCAUUUCCAAUACCAUCUCCUUACACUUCACUCCCAUCUCAGGUACCAAACUACAUGGUGCCCCAUGAACGGAACUGGAGGGAGUUUGCCCCAGAGCAGCCACAUCCUGACAUCCCCUACCAGUGUGCCAGCGUCCCCUUCGCAGCUCGCAGUCACCACUGGCAAGGGCCCGGCUGUGAAAAUGGUUGUCAGGUGACAGGAACCUUUUAUGCUUGUGCCCCUCCUGAGUCUCAGGCUCCUGGCAUCCCGAUUGAGCCAAGCAUAAGGUCUGGUGAAGCCCUCGCCCUGUCAGAUUGCCGACUCCACAUCUGCUUAUAUUACCGUGAAAUACUGGUAAAGGAGGUGACAACUUCUAGUCCUGAAGGCUGUAGGAUAUGCCAUGGCCAAAGUUAUGAGGUCAGCAGCCUGGACCAAGUUAUCUUUCCUUAUCCAGAGGAUAAUGGCCAGAGGAAGAACAUAGAAAAGCUACUGAACCACCUGGAACGAGGAGUAAUACUGUGGAUGGCACCUGAUGGCCUCUACGCUAAGAGACUUUGCCAGAGCAGGAUCUACUGGGAUGGGCCUCUGGCGCUUUGCAGUGACCGACCCAACAAGCUGGAGAGGGACCAAACAUGCAAGCUCUUUGAUACUCAGCAGUUUUUAGCAGAACUGCAAGCCUUUGCUCACCAUGGACGUCCGCUGCCAAGAUACCAGGUGGCUCUGUGCUUUGGGGAGGAAUUUCCAGAUCCGCAAAGGCAGAGGAAGCUAAUUACAGCCCAUGUUGAACCAAUGUUUGCCAGGCAGCUGUAUUACUUUGCUCAACAAAACAGUGGACAUCUUCUGAGAGGCUAUGAUUUACCAGAACUUGUGGCUAGUCCAGAGGAUUAUCACAGAUCUAUUCGCCAUUCCUCUAUUCAAGAAUAAGAUCUUCAGAAAAGAGUAUUUUUAAAGGCACUGUAAGGAUUAUGCAGAGUGGAGGAACAGAUCUGGAUCGCAAUUUGGAGAUCCACAUCGCAGCUGGAAGUGUUCAGGGGUUCAAUAUAGGAAAGUGACCUAGGACAACCAUAUUGUAUGAUACAAAUGACGGGUCUCCAAUGUUUGGAUGCUACAUCUCACAUAGGUUCCAGUGUUGCUGAGGAUAACUCAAAACUGACGAAAUGAUUGCUAUGUUUACGUUUGCUUAAUGUUCUCCUUGGGUUUUGAGGACUGAUUCUUACCGAAGACUUAAAUCCAGCGUUUACACUGUUACCUUUGCAGGGCUAUUUAUUUUGGAUUACUGAUCUCAGGGAAGGUACAUAAAUUUGUGGUGUUCCCAAUUUGAAACUGUAGCUACUAUAGGUGCAUAGCAAACGUAGACAGUUUGUUGAGACUAGCCGAUACAUGUAAGUGGUUAUAAAUUUAGAUUCAUGUGAUGCCUAUAUUCUUGUAUAGAAUAUUUCAGUGUAUUUUUUAAAAACAAUGCAAUUCUUCAAAGACGUAUUUUUUUUAGUGCCUGACAUUUGUCCUGACAAUGAAUUUUGUUGAUGCCGCUGUUCUUACUGGAUUAGCCCCCAUAAUAGCAGUUUCUAAGGUGAUGCAUUUAUGGUACUGUGUUAAGAAAAGUGACCAUUCAACUCCAAGUACUUGUGAAUUUAGUGGAUAAACCACUAAAAUUCUAGAGUCCCGAAGAGCAGGUUUAGAAAUAAAUUACAUUUUUAUUAUAAUUGAAAGCUACUAUGCAUUAUAUAUAUAUGCAUUAGAAUUAACUUGAGAGACCUUGAAAAUAGCACAGAAAUGGUCCUCCUAGCCCUUUUUUUAUGUCACAUGCAUGAGCCAGGUUAAAAUAAGCACUAUCUCUGACUUAUACAGAGCCAGCUCUGCUCUUUGUGUGCACUUGGAGCUUUCUUCCAGUGGUACUUAAAUGAACGUAAAGGGAGAGUUCAAGGAGAGCAGCGUCUGGCCUCCUGUAUUAAGACAGUCAAGGAAAUACUUGUUUUAACGUUUGUUUUCAAAAAUCUCAUAGAAUUUGAUGUGAUUUGCAGCUUUUGAUGAUACG
Messenger RNA from Neopsephotus bourkii (Bourke's parrot), 2890 nucleotides. RefSeq names its product interferon regulatory factor 4 (gene IRF4). Gene Ontology annotation, biological process: immune system process; regulation of transcription by RNA polymerase II. The coding region runs from base 439 to 1779 and encodes 446 amino acids. Lineage: Eukaryota; Metazoa; Chordata; Aves; Psittaciformes; Psittacidae. Gene Ontology annotation, molecular function: RNA polymerase II cis-regulatory region sequence-specific DNA binding; protein binding; DNA-binding transcription factor activity, RNA polymerase II-specific. Gene Ontology annotation, cellular component: nucleus. The record is from RefSeq and is a predicted model, not a curated record. The transcript has 8 exons.